Molecule: messenger RNA, 5067 nt
Organism: Didymosphaeria variabile
Lineage: Eukaryota; Fungi; Ascomycota; Dothideomycetes; Pleosporales; Didymosphaeriaceae
Exons: 5
Coding region: 1-5067 (1688 amino acids)
Biological process (GO): positive regulation of transcription by RNA polymerase II
Cellular component (GO): nucleus
Molecular function (GO): transcription factor binding
Source: RefSeq, a predicted model, not a curated record
AUGUCGACAGGACUCGCCAGACAGCGCUCGGCGUCGCGGGGCUCUUCGGUGCGCUCAGAUGUACAGCACAAGCCGCCGACACCCAGCAUUACUCCAGGAAGCGACGAGUUUGCCUUCGAACCAUGCGCUGCGACAGCUUCGUUCCUGCUCUACGCCCAGCGCAACGUCAUUCUGUGCCUUCACCAUGACACUCUGGCCGUGGAAAGAAGAUUUACGAGGCAUCGCGAAGACGUCUCGUGGAUUUCCGCCGAUACGGUCAGCGAGCGCGGUGCGGGCCGUCUGGUGGUGAGCUACGAUGCGGGGAGCACCGCAAUUGUGUGGGACCUUCUCACCGGCGACGAGGUGGCUCGAUUUGCGUCGUAUGACCAGAUUCGGGUUGCUUCGUGGAUGAGGAACGGCAAUGUUGCAUUUGGCAACGCGCAGGGCAACAUCAUCCUUUUCGAACCUUCAACAUCCGAGCACAUUUCCGCGAGGACCAUCUUCGACCCGAUUACGGCACUGGCUCCUGCGGCAGACUGCCGGACGUUUGCAAUUGGGUAUCUCAAUGGCUCGAUUCUGAUCGCGACGCUACAGCCGUCAUUUACCAUUCUCCACACUCUCACAACACCUAGAGCCCCUUCCCCUAUUGCAGGGCUUGCUUGGCACGGGUCGUCCUCGAAACAGAAGUCUGAGAUGUUAGCCGCUCAGACUUCGGACGGUGACCUCAGAGUGUGGAGCAUCCCUAAAGUGGCUCACGGUGGCGACACCCCGUGUGUGAUCCGCAUCCUUAACAAAUCGGACCAAAGAGAACCCGGCCCCUGCUGGUUCGCGUGGUCGAAAAAUGGCCGAAUCAUCCAAUACACGGAAGGUCAAACAGCCGCUUGGGAUGUGCGCACCAAGCGAGUCUCGUAUGAGAGUAUCCCUACGGUCGAUAAUGUUGCCGCCAUUUGCAACUACGGCCCUACUGCUACGCUCUUCACCAUGAGUCGUAACUACGGUGUGCAGCAAUAUGACUUGAAUCCUAGUGGGACGCCAACCAUUGUUCAAAACGUCCAGCAUCCUCCUGCUAAUACUCCCCCAUCUCCUCCUCACUCCCUUGAUGAACAUGACAAGACUGGCAAGACCCCACUGACUUCUCAAUCCAAGUCAGCCGCGCAUGUACUGAUUGAAUCUGAAAGUAGUGAGGGCGAGGGUCAUACUGUACUCUCGCCGUUACAGAAGAUUGCUCAAGAGAUGGACCAGUUGGAGGAGGAGCGUCGUGAUCGUGUCGGCCCUCUCAGUCCUGUCUCCAGUCGGGGCUCGCAAAGCUCCAGGUCUUCAGGGAGCGGACGUGGACCACGCUACCGUUAUGACAAGCCUGCCAACACCAGGUCUUCGAAGAGCUCAGGAGGUACAGUAUUCUCGUCAGGCACUUCUUCGAUGGUGGGUGCGUCUCGCGAGAGCAUUUCUAUCAAGUCUACGUCAUCGGCCGCAUCUUCACGUUUCACUUCCUCCCAUCUUCGCAAAGAAGUACUUCGGAGCCCAGAUGAGUCGCAUCGUACCCAGCACAUGGACCUAUUUCCUUUCACCAAAGCUCGACUUGGUGACGUUCCCUACCGGAAUUCUCAACUCGGCUCUGAAAGGUCUCCAGACGACCUCCGCCAGAACAUGCUUCGCGUUGUGUUUGGUUGGGAGAAUGACAUCGAGGAGCUGAUUCGUGACGAACUUGCCCGCCACCCACCAGGGUCAGCCGCGGCCGUCCUACUUUCGAAGUGGCUCGGUGACGUUGGGGCCGACCUCAUGGCAUCCAUGGUUGGGGCCGAGUCUAUGACUUCCUCGGACUGGAUGUUGCUUGCUCUCAGUUCCAUGGGUCAGGGUACGCAGAAGAAGGUCGGUGAGACCUUCGUUCAGCGACUCCUCGAGAAGGGCGACAUUCACCCUGCCGUUGCUAUCUUGCUUGGCUUAGGUGAGCACAAUGAUGCCGUCGAAGUAUAUGUCUCUCGUAAAUACUUCAUGGAGGCGAUCUUGCUUACAUGUUUGAUGUUCCCGACUGACUGGCAACGGCAAUCAUUCCUUGUCAGGAAGUGGGGUGAGGCUGCGGUCUCUCGUGGCCAAGCAGAGCUCGCUGUAAAAUGUUUCUCUUGUAUGGGCCUGGAGUCAUCCGAGCCUUGGUUCUCGCCGCGGGCUCAGGACGCAGUCUUCUCUGCACAGAAACAACAUCUCCUGGGCUCGCAGCUCAGUCCGCCUCUUUCACCACCAAGCGCUGGGGGAAGUCGGAUCACGGCGAAGAUGUCUUCCCUCAAGCUUGUCACUGACUUCGGUCAAGGACCUCAACCGCAACAGAUGAUCCCCGAAGACGACGAACAGACUCCAAUGCACGUUGGUGCCACGCCUAUCGCAGAGUCUGCGAUGAGUCCCACUGGUGGCAGGAACCCGUGGCUCGGCGCAAGCCUGAGAUCAGCCCGUCCUCGUGAGGGCUCCCGUGAACCAUCUUCGGCCAGGACUGCUACACCCGGAUCGUACAACCGCAAGCGUCUUCCCUCUCAGUCGGGUACGGAGCGAUCUACAACGAACAACGAAUAUCUUGCUUCUCUUGCUGUGCCGAACCGCGGACAGCGUGACGAAAUUCCGCGUACUGCUGUUGACAACAUCGGACGCGAAGCGGAAACACUGCCGUUCUCGAGCCGCCGCGCGGCAUCAACUGGUGCAAGCGAGAAAGAGAUUGUUUUAACCGCUGCGACCUAUGAUCCAGCCAAGCCUAAGGAGCAUAUGCCGUCUCCCGCCGCCGGUGUGUUCACCACCCUGGUUGGUAGAGACGAGGAAUCACGCAACAGCUCCCGCAGCCGCAACGUACAAGACUUGCACCUUGAGGUCGUAGAGACUAUCAUGGACAAUGGCCCCGACACAGGAUACAUCAAUCUGAGUCCGCCUUUGACAGGAGCCAGCGUCAAAAGCGCAAAGGCCCGCGGCAUUGAUCAGUACAUCAGCAGCUUAGAAGAGGCCAAUUAUUACUCUCGGAAGCAUAGUGACCCCAAACCUGAGCCUCGUCCGGGCUCGCGCACCGACCCCCGUCCCGACAGUCGCACAGCUAGAACUCGCAGCCGAACCCGCGACGCCUCUGAAUCUCGAGGACGCUCUGGCGCCCGCUACAUCCGUCCUGCUAAACGAUCCCCUUCAUCGCCGGUACCCAUGUCUCCUGAAGAUGCCGGCAUAUACGCCAGGACGAGUAAAGAGGCCGCAACGAACACGGAGAGUUUCGAGGACGAACGAUACUACAAGGUUGAAGUCGGCUCUCCCGUUGCAACAGAGUCUAUCGGUAGUAGUCGAACUCACAGGAGUCGCGCAAGAACUGGCGCAAGCAAAGCCAGAUCAUCUUCCAAGGCUGCACGACGUACAGAGUCACCCGAACCUGUGCCACGCGUCAAGAGCAGAGGAGUCAGUCGUACAUCAAGCAAACGUCGCAAUGACGAUCGCGGUCGCAGCUCCACCCGCGAUGAGAGCUCCGCGAGGCGCUCACCUGGAUCUCCUAAGCCAAUGUAUCGUGAUGAAGCAGUCGGUCCAGAGAGCUACGAGCCAGUCCGUCCUCGUGAGCGAAGUACUAGCCGCCGCCCCGGCGAGCGUGCACAGAGUUCACGAAGAGAAAUGUCACCGGAUCGCCGCUUGCCUCGUGACCGCUCAAUGAGUCGCAAAGCAGCAUCAGCUCUGCGAGAGACCAGCCGACCGCGUGCCGUUAUGCGAGAUGCUUCACCAGAGCGCCUACCGGAAGUAGCUGCCGAGAGUCGACCAGCUUCCCGCCACUCCAAUUUAUCUGGCCGCUCUGGACAUCGUCGACCGCCGACACUCUCUAGAAAGGAACUAGCCGCCAAGGAGCUGGAGGAACGUCGACUGUCACUUGCUCGACGCCCCUCUGCGCCAAUGAUCCCCCACCCUGGCGAUCUGGCUCACCGACCUGUGCCUGCCGAGCGCUCCCACACGGACAGCGCAGAAUCAUUCGCCACAAUCUCCAUGCACCGAGACCCCAUUCAACGUAGCCAGACUGCAGACCCAGAGAUUUCGAAGAAAUACUCGCCAACGAACAGAAUGCACAUGGGCGCUACUUCGACGGCCUCUGUGCCAAUUGGCCUUCCGGCCACUCCACGAGCGAUGCGUCAUCCUCGGUACAUGAGUGCUGAUCCGCAUGAGAGGGAGGGCAUUCCAGCUGUGCCAACAAUACCAGAUUCUAUGUAUGCGGCUGCUCAGGAGAGUCAAGAUGCUCAAGAUGAUCUGGGCCCGCUCUUACCUGCCACUACAUUCGGCCAGCCAGCUCUGGCUCGCUCGGCUUCCGCGCCCCCAGAGGACCUCUCACCAGUCAAUAUGGCUCCUAGAAUUUCGCCUACCUAUCCUCUGGGCAGACGUGGUUCGUUGGGUGUUAACCGCGGUCACUCUAGAAACACCUCAUCAGACGGUAUCACUGCACCGAACUACAAGCGCGUUAGCCCUCCGCCCAUCACGGCCAGUAUUGACGAGACCAUCCACGAGAACCAAGUUGUCAUUCUUGAUACGGACCCUGCUGCUCCCCCACUCCUCGCUGAGCUACAACACCUUGCGGGUCCACCUCCUCCUCCUCCUGCGCCUCUGCAAUUGAACACCAGUCCAAAGAGCAGCAUGCUCAUCAACAUUGCCAUUGACGAAAAUCCUACAGAGAAGGCGCAAGAUGCCGUAUCUCCCGUGGCUGCUUCGCCUCAAUCGCACAGACGUGGCCGGGGCAGUGUGAGCGAAAACAUCGGCAUGACUUUCAAGCGAGUCACUGAUAGGAUGCGCAGCACUAGUCGCUCUCGCAACAAGUCCCCACCCAUGCGGGCAGAGAUUCCUCCUUACGAGAGCGUACCAGAAUUCUCCUUCCCGAGGAGCGCGAGCGCGCGAUCUCCUGUCGAUGGCCAUGGCAGUGAAUAUUUCGGGAAGCUCUCGCCCCCGCCUCCGCCUCCACCACCCCAGCCUAUGGAGCAGGUUAUAUCUCCUAUCGAAAACCCGCAGUUUGUUGGUUACAAGCAUCCUAGGGAAAUUCGAGCCAACAUGCCUCCUGAUACGCUUCAAGCUGGUGUUUAUCAACCUGAGACGCCCAUGAUCUAG